Epithele typhae is the source of this 1653-nucleotide messenger RNA. RefSeq lists its product as uncharacterized. The record is from RefSeq and is a predicted model, not a curated record. NCBI's taxonomy places the organism in Eukaryota, Fungi, Basidiomycota, Agaricomycetes, Polyporales, Epitheliaceae. Gene Ontology annotation, biological process: cell surface receptor signaling pathway. The transcript has 13 exons. Bases 1 to 1653 code for a protein of 550 amino acids.
AUGGACAGGCUCCGCAGAGCUCGCCGACCACCCCUGCCCAACGCGCUCCGCGUCCAGCGCGUCGGACGAGAUGACGUGCUCGCGACUAUCAUCAUCGGCCUCGAAGCAACCCGCGACGGAGUUGAUGGACUGAGCGCAGUGCCUUUCCUUGGCGGCAUAGUAGGAGCGGUGCUAGGCAUUGCGAAGGCGGCCCAGCAAGUGGGUUCCACUCAGGACGACUUCCUUCAAGUUGCGGAGCGUGCCGACUCCCUGGUGAAGCACAUCCAGAAGCAGGUCGAGAGGCUGAACCCCCACGAUACCGUCGAUGACAUCGAGACCAACUUAUCAACGUUGUUCGCGACGAUGUCCUCCAUCCGUCAAACGGUGGAGAGGCAGGUAGAACGCGGAGUGCUCGAUCGUUUCAUGCACAGAUCAUCUAUUAGCUCGGAGCUGAAGAAGUGCGUCUACUCCCUGGACAGCGCUUGGCGUUCGUUCGAUACGGCGAUGUUGCUCUCGGUGCACAGGAAGCUCGAGACGCACAGCACACACGAUCCGCAACUGAAGGUUCGCCGGUUGUUCUGGGACGAUCUCCAGCUCGACGACAACCGUGGCAGCUACUAUCUAAACGAGGACCUCGAGGGCGAAGAGUUCUUGGGUCGCCUCAACCAACGGCCCGUCAUCAUUCGGACAAUAACAAAGAAGGACGGCAAGCCGAAGGAGGAAUAUUAUCAGGAAGUCGUCAAGUACCAUCCCGACACAGACGGCCCGCACGCGCGCAUCGCGCAGGUUCUCGGAGUGGCGCAUCCUUGUUUGGACAGGCCGUUUUACGUUCUCGAGGCUGGCCUCAACGACCGCGGGGAUGUCGUAUUUCAUAUAUCCGACCUGUCGAACACGUGGUGGAACUGCGUCGCGGAGAGUCUCCAACGGCUGUUUGCUGAGAGUCGCGGAAUGCGCAUGCAAAAGAAGUGGAAGUGCGGUAUGGGAUUCCAUCACCUUUCGAGGUUCGGAUACCAUCUUCAACGGGAGGUUUGGCGUCCUCCUCAAGAUAUGCAUGCUCGCAACAUCAUUUUCGAUGAGAUCGCCUUCAAUGACCUCAAAGCCCAAUCUGUGCAAGAAUUUCCUGACGUUCCCGGUACCAAAGUCGGUGAUUUCGGCUAUUUUCAUGUGGACGGGGGUGGCAAGCAGCACUUCGCCGUUCUUGGACACAUAGAAGAUAUGUUUCACGCUCUACUUCCUAUGAACUACGACGAACUUGAAUGCCGUGAAUUUGCUCUUGACGAAGAUCCGAAGGGAUUAGUCAGAUGCGAAGUUGAAGUCACAAUUGCUAUCCAGUACCGUUGCUUUUUCUGGUGCCAGGCCGCUCGCAUCGCUCAAAAGCACGGCCUUGAAGUGACGGAUAUAGUGUUUCUUGCAGGGAAGUACUAUAACGCGGAAUGCGACAUCGAAAGUGCCAUGGCAUUGGACCCAGCAACUGCCCAUGCUGAUACGUGUCUCGAUCCCGACUGUGACUUAGAUCACGAUCCAUUCGCGGUUUAUUUUUACGAGUACUUGGUCGGCCGAUACUGCGAGCUCCCUGGACCAUGGGGUUUCUGGUCUUUCGAGGAAGAGUGUCAUCCGCCUUACGCGUGCAUCUCGACCCAAGACGGAAUGGAGGACAUACUUCGCCAGAGGUAG